Molecule: messenger RNA, 1211 nt
Organism: Pristis pectinata (smalltooth sawfish)
Lineage: Eukaryota; Metazoa; Chordata; Chondrichthyes; Rhinopristiformes; Pristidae
Gene: nudt18
Product: nudix (nucleoside diphosphate linked moiety X)-type motif 18
Exons: 5
Coding region: 120-1193 (357 amino acids)
Molecular function (GO): 8-oxo-dGDP phosphatase activity; 8-oxo-GDP phosphatase activity; magnesium ion binding
Source: RefSeq, a predicted model, not a curated record
CAAAACACUUCACAAUUGAAGAAGUGCCUCUGAAGAGUGGUCACUGUUGAAUUUGGAGUCAGGAUGGAGUGCGACUUCCUCCCACCCCAGGUCUGAGCUGGCUGAUGAGACGCUGAUUCAUGCUGGCUAAUGGUCUGGAGCUGGAAUCCUGUGGAAAUUUCCCUCCUAGCAGUAAAGGCACCGAGUCCAGUUAUAGGGCCAAACUGAUGCCAACUGAGAUCAGAGAUAUGGAUUUGAUUGAAAAUCAACUGGAGCUCCUUUUGAAAGGAGGAGGCAUGGAGGUACAGAACUACGACUCCCCCCUGGAUGAAGUGGUACCAGUAAUUGUGCGGAAGACCGUUUGUUACAUCGUGGCUGCGAUAAUACUAAAUGAGCAGAAAGAAGUGGUGAUGAUGCAGGAGGCAAAGCAGGAAUGUUACGGCAAGUGGUACCUGCCAGCCGGGAGGAUGGAACAAAAUGAAACCAUUGUCGAGGCUGUGAAGAGAGAAGUUCAAGAAGAAACCGGUUUGGAGUGCGAGCCCUACACCCUGCUGAGCGUGGAGGAAAGAGGUCCACGGUGGAUCCGUUUCGUUUUCCUGGCAAGAGUUACAGGAGGGAACUUGAAGACUACAUCAGAGAGCGAUGCAGAAUCCUUGCAGGCGAGAUGGUGGGACAGAGUGUCGCCACUUCCACUGAGAGCCAGAGACAUCUUAAAUUUGAUCUCAUUUGCUGUCAAACACAAAGAGAAAGCUUCUCAUCCAGUGACUAUGCCUGUUGAGUUGCCCUGCUCAGUUGUGUGUCACCGAGUAGUAUCAGCCUUUCUCAACAAGAACAAUGAACUGUGGCUGCUGAGCAACAAUCAGGGCUACCCUCAUUUCCCCGUGACAGUUUGUGGCUCCUCCUCGGCUGACCUAUCUUGCAGCGUAGAAGUGGCCAUCUACAGACUGAUCAAGGAGUGCUUGAGGGAUUCGCAGGUCAAGGUGAAAACUCAUGGUAUCUUGGGGUUGCAGCACAGCAGUGGAAUCACUGGGAAGACAGAUGGUGUUUGUUUCAAUGUGCUAGUUACUGUCGCCCAGAUGGAAACUACAUUCGGCCAGUUCCCUCCAGAUAUUAACAACGUGAAGUACGCUUGGCACAAAGUGGAUAAUGAUGAUUUAAAAAUUCAGUUGUUAGAGAGAUUGUCAUUUUCUUCUGUUGUGCCAUUUUUGAAUUAAAGUGACAAGGGAACCGGA